Messenger RNA from Ipomoea triloba (trilobed morning glory), 1716 nucleotides. RefSeq names its product tRNA (carboxymethyluridine(34)-5-O)-methyltransferase. The transcript has 3 exons. Gene Ontology annotation, molecular function: S-adenosylmethionine-dependent methyltransferase activity; tRNA binding. The coding region runs from base 172 to 1335 and encodes 387 amino acids. Gene Ontology annotation, cellular component: cytoplasm; nucleus. Gene Ontology annotation, biological process: tRNA wobble uridine modification. Lineage: Eukaryota; Viridiplantae; Streptophyta; Magnoliopsida; Solanales; Convolvulaceae. The record is from RefSeq and is a predicted model, not a curated record.
ACAAGAAGAACCGUAAAACCCUAAGUCCCUAAAAUGUCUCUCACUGAUCUACGGAGUAACUCCCAGGAACAGAUUUAGUAGUGGAUGAUGACCCCACUUGCCUCAAAAUCGUAGUGAAGGACCGCUGAAAGCCUGAAACUGUCUCUAUAUGGAGAUACUUGUAUAGUUGUUAUGCUUAUAGGUGCUUUACGAGCUAUAGCAUUGUAUUCGAGAGGAGGGUUUUGUGACAUUGGGCGACCUAUCGUUGUUGGUAAUAAUACCAUUGGCAAUCAAGGCUGUUUUAGAACAAUGAGAGAAGUUGGACUUGAUGGUGGUUCUAGAUUGUAUGAUUCUGAAUCUGACAGAGAGUCUUGUGUGCUACGACCAGUUUCUGUGAGCUCGGAUAAGAAAGAUACUUCCUCAAAUGUUCAAUCGACCCCGGAAAUUGAGAAAAAGUAUGUUCAUCGAGUUUAUGAUGCAAUUGCUCCUCAUUUCAGUUCCACUAGGUUUGCCAAGUGGCCGAAAGUGUCUGCUUUCUUGAAUUCAUUGCCUGUGGGUUCACUUAUUUUGGAUGCGGGUUGUGGAAAUGGCAAAUACUUGGGGUUGAAUCCAAAUUGUUUAUUUAUUGGAUGUGAUAUUAGUGCUCCACUUAUCAAUAUAUGUGCGGAUAGGGGACAUGAGGUGUUAGUUGCAGAUGCUGUAAAUCUGCCUUAUCGAACUUGUUAUGGCGAUGCUGCAAUUUCAAUUGCUGUCCUACAUCACUUAAGUACAGAAAAUAGGAGGAGAAAAGCCGUAGAAGAACUAGUGCGCAUAGUUAAAAAGGGAGGCUUUGUAUUGAUUACAGUUUGGGCUAGGGAACAGGAAGAUGGAUCAUUGGUUAACAAAUGGACACCACUUACAGAGAAGUAUUUGGAGGAAUGGGUAGCGCCAAGCAGUCCUCGGAUUCGCAAUCCUUCUUCUCCUCGGACUCUAGCAAGCAUCCCAGAGACUGAGGAAAAUGGCUCGGGAGUGAAAAGCUUUUUAAAUAAUAAAUCAGCUGAAAUUUCACAUUCAGAAGUUCAUGAUAGAGGAGGUCAUUUGGAUUCUGGAAUUGAAAAUGCUGAGCAACAGGAAUACUUUGUUCCUUGGCAUUUACCUUAUCAUAGAGCUGAAGUAAGCGGGGCUUCUGCUUGUGCCCUCGCAAGUGGCCUGGCAAAGAAAGAUGAUAAAAAGGGUGCAGUUGUGUAUAACAGAUAUUACCAUGUUUUUAGUGAAGGUGAACUAGAAAGGUUGGUGUCUGGUUUGGAUAAUGCUGUCAUUGUUGAUAGAUUCUAUGAUAAAUCAAAUUGGUGCAUCAUACUCGAGAAGACAUCCUGAUAAAGUGACGCCAUACAAUACGAUGACAAUAAGACUACAUAGAUGUGUUCUGAGAUUUGGGUGAUUGAACAGCAUGCUAAUCUUUGCUGGGGUGAGGAGUCAUUGCAGGCUUUUGAACCAAGACCAGCACAUCCAUCCAUUAGUCAAUAAAACUACUGAAGGGAGCUGUUUUUAUUAUGGGAGACUUCUUUUAUGCUUCUCUCCUGCCUGUAUUGUCUGAAUGUACUCUCUCCCGCUUGUGAUUUUGUGAUCCAUUUCAAUUAUCAUGCACUCUGUAUGUUGGUUUGAAAUUUUCUACAGAUUAUUUUAGUAGUUUGGCUUAUGUUCUUCAUAAUCACUUGUAUUUUGUUGGCAAAUGAAGCUGUGACUUUCUGGGUUUCC